Molecule: messenger RNA, 1638 nt
Organism: Erpetoichthys calabaricus (reedfish)
Lineage: Eukaryota; Metazoa; Chordata; Cladistia; Polypteriformes; Polypteridae
Gene: erich2
Product: glutamate-rich 2
Exons: 14
Coding region: 200-1219 (339 amino acids)
Source: RefSeq, a predicted model, not a curated record
CUUAUUUCGUAGGGCUUUUUUUACAAGCCGACUCCUUUUCAUGGAAACUCCCAGCGCCCGUUCGUCGUUGCCAUGACAACGAGACUCCGCGUUUCAGGUUGCCUCUUUGCCACGCUGAGCUGCGAGGGCGGCUCUUGUUUUGCGGAUUUUUUCAGGCAGCGCCGUCGAUCACGAGCAGUGAAAAAACACGCGGACGAACAUGAACAGAUCACACGGUUUGGUGAAGUCGCCGAGGCAUCCAUCGAAGAUAUCAGGACAGCUUGAAGUUUUGAGUCCUGAAGAUGGGAUCAUCGUGGGACAGCUAGGAAUAAAGGCACGAAGGACCUCAUCUGAUGGCCCACUGUUGUCUCUAAAGGGAUCUGUAAAUGGCAGUCUACAAGUGCUUGAUGAUGGGGAUGGUGUUCUAGUUGAGCAGUUAAACACAGGGUCACGGGCAAGAAGCAGUGCAUCCAGGAAGAACUCAGAAGGCAGAAUGACCCACACACCCACAAAGCAGAUUUCUUUAAAUGCACCAAAGGUUACGUCUGACAUCUGCUUGAGAGACGCCGAGAAGCCUCUAAACAUGAAGCAGUCGGUUCAGACACGUAGCAAAGAUAAACUGCCUCCACACGUCCCAGGAGAUGCAGCAUCUGAUCUGCAUGGAAGCCAAAGCGAAACAGAGCAGAAAACGAGUAUCUGCAAGAUCAUGAAGGGCCAGCCUAUGGAGUCAGAGAUAAACGAUGAAAAACCUGAAGAUUCUGUGGGCAGCAUCGAGCCAGUCAUUCUCUCACCCUCUGUGAAUACAUCUUCUCCAGUGAAUGGCACAAACAUUUCAACAAAAUCCCCUGGAAGUGAUGAAGGAGAAACUGACAGCACUGCAGACAGUGAGGAUGAGGAGGGAGACAGUGAAGAUGAAGACAGAAAAGCUCCUAUAGAACUGCUGGGGGAGUUUCUUCAUGCGGUAAUGAAUGAAAAUUACACCCUGGCUAAUAAGCUGUGCCAAAUGAUUCUUAUUUAUGAAGCUGACAACCCAGAGGCCAAACAAUUUAUUCCACUCAUCGAGGCGAAGUUACUGAUAGAGCAAGAGCAGGAUGAACAUGAAAGCACAGAUGAAUCCAGUAGUGAAGACAGUGAUGAUGACAGCAGCACCGAAAGUGACAGCAGCGUCAGUGGGGACAGUUCAGAGGAAGACUCUGACACUUCGGAGGAUGAAGCUGACGAUGACACACAAGAGGCUUAAGGAAAUGCACAGUGUUAUUUCUUUUUGUCAUACUUCUUGUUGAAUAAAACCAGCACAGCAUUUGCUUCCUAUUGUACCUGACAGUCUGGGCUCACCGCCAGCUCUAAGUGACCCUGAGGUGGACUAAGAAGGGGAGAAUUGAUGGCUGGUUUGGAUCCAUGUUUUAAUCCAGUGUUUGACCCACGCAGUAGGAUGGACUGUCGACUAAUAUCAGUGGUGAGACUCAGCCAAAGAGUUGGACUGGAAAACACCAGGCUGUCUGUGCCGUCCUACCCAGUGACCCGUUUAAGACCCCAAGUGAUUCACGUCACUAGCCUGUGCUCCAUUUGUGUAGUAAUGCAUACACUACUGUACUUGGCCUUGUAAGCCACUUUGAAGUGAAGUUACAGCAGUAAAUAAAUUCAGUGUACGUUACUCAA